GCUAAGGCGUUCAUCUACAUUGCCUUACUGCGAGUUACAUUUCAUUCAAAGUUAAGAGAUUGGUCACAGGCGAGAUUUUUAGGUUUAGGAACGAAUAGCAUUUAGGAAUUGGAAAGGGAGUCUCCUUGACAACAUCUUUGUGAAAAGCCAUGAAAACUGAAGAUCUCUGCAGAAUGAAUCAUUUGCCAAUUUUUCUGUUCUUACUGUUGUGCGUCGCAGCAAAAAGAGAGGAUCUCUACAGAUUAAUUGAUCGGGACCUGAUCUGCGAUUCUCAAUCCAUCACUCAUAACUUCACUGCCCACUCCUUGUCCACUUGUGCCACGGCCUGCAAGCUCAAGCCCUCCUGUGGCAUGUUCGCUGUGAAUCACGUGUACGACAACGCUUCCGUGAAAGAACACAAAUCGAAGCAAAACGUGAAACUGAACUGUGUGCUCUGCAAAUCGAACAACCUCACCUCCGUGGUGGAAAAGAAAGGAUGGUCCAUUUACAUGAAAUGGCUGAAGGAGGCACGCUUUCACAUCUUGGAGACCGACAACAAGUCCUCCGCUCCCGAUGUCUCUCCUCUGGAAAUGUGGAACAUCGACUGCAAUCAUCCGGACAUCACCACCAAGAAGAACGGGGCCAUCAUAGGAAUAUGGGACGACAAGGAUGAAUUCCGGGAUCUCGAUAAAGUAAAGUGUUUCAACUGGGACGCUGCGGACCUCUUCAGCGAUAAGCCCCCUCGCUUGCUCUACAUCUACUUAGAGGAUUAUCGACAAUGUCCCAAGGAUUACGUGCUCACGGCAAUUACAGCCAGCAACGCCGCUUUUCGCAAUGUGGACAAUGGCAAGUGCAGUCCACUUCGGCCCCCUUUUCACAUCGACUACGAACACUGUGUCACGGUCAAUUCAGAUGGGAGGGACGGCGGUACGGUGGACAAGUGGAGGCCCUGGAGGGUGCAGUGCCCAACCGCAGGACCACAGGUGGCCGUCUCCCUCCACCGAAGACGUCGAAUCCACACCGGGCUCAAGUGUUGUGUGCUCAAAGGUUUAACAAUGGAAUGACCUUUCUGUCUUCAUAGUUAGGUAAUAUGAAUGAAAUAAUUCACGAUUACUGGGAUUUAGAAAAAUAAUUCUUAAUAAAUAAACUGGUAAACUCCGUUUGUCUAUUGUUUGUCGCCAGGUCU
Argiope bruennichi is the source of this 1165-nucleotide messenger RNA. RefSeq lists its product as uncharacterized. The record is from RefSeq and is a predicted model, not a curated record. Bases 150 to 1043 code for a protein of 297 amino acids. Lineage: Eukaryota; Metazoa; Arthropoda; Arachnida; Araneae; Araneidae. The transcript is spliced from 5 exons.